Molecule: messenger RNA, 1146 nt
Organism: Photinus pyralis (common eastern firefly)
Lineage: Eukaryota; Metazoa; Arthropoda; Insecta; Coleoptera; Lampyridae
Gene: Dpit47
Product: DNA polymerase interacting tetratricopeptide repeat-containing, protein of 47 kDa
Exons: 7
Coding region: 26-1132 (368 amino acids)
Molecular function (GO): Hsp90 protein binding
Source: RefSeq, a predicted model, not a curated record
GAAUGUGACCAUAAACAAUCUUGCGAUGGCAAAGAAAUUUACGGACGAAGAGCGGUUAGCUCUCGCCGCAAAAUUGGACAAGGAACUAGACGACUUUAUAGAUGGCCUGGAGAAGCGUCCGUACACGGAAGGUUGGCCCGAGGAUCGGUGGCAGGAGGAGAUGGAAAAACAUCCGUUCUUCAUGAAGAAGAUGCCGGAGGCGGGCGAACCACUUGAUCCGCUCAUGGAGGGCCUGCAGCAGUUAAAAUACGAUCCUAACGAAAAUACACCCGAAGAGCUAGCGAAUGCGUACAAAGACGACGGUAACUUCAACUUUAAGCACGGAAACUAUCGGCUUGCCAUAAUCGCGUAUACUGAAGGAUUGAAGAUCAAGUGUGAAAACGCCGAGACCAACGCGACACUUUACAACAACAGAGCCGCCGCGCAUUUCUUCCUGAAAAAUUACCGUUCGUCCCUGCACGACUGCAAGUGGGCGCUACGACUGAAGCCGAACUACCGCAAGACGCUCGGUCGCGCUGCCAAGUGCUGCCUCGAAACGCGCCAGUUCGAUCAGGGAAUCGAGUACUGCGACCUGCUGCUCGGCGGCGAUCGGACUCCCGAAAUCGUCCGGCUGCGGCAGACGAUCGUGAACGAGCGAAAGCGACAGGAGAAGGAUUCGAGGAAAGCGCGCAGGGGCGAGGAUAGGAAGGCGGACGCGCGGCGGGAGUUGAUGAAGGCGAUCGGCGCGGCGGGGGUCGCGUUCGAGGGCGACCUGCGGCCUGUCGUUCCUGAGCUGGCCGAAUGUGCGGUGCAUUUGAACGACGGUCGGUUGGUGUGGCCCGUCAUAUUCACGUAUCCCGAGUAUCAGGUGAUGGACUUUAUACAGGAAUUCGACGAAUAUGACACAUUUCGGGAGCAUUUAGAUCGCGUCUUCGAGGAGAGCCCCGCGUGGGAUGCAGAGAGCAAGUAUAAAGUGGCAGAUUUGCACGUUUACCUCGAGUCAUCUGGAAAGUUACAGCGGUUCGACAUCGACAGUAAAUUACGUGACGUACUGAAAUGCAAGGGUUUGCUAGUGAAAGGUGGUACUCCGUCGUUUAUAAUAUUAGUCGGUAACAGUCCGGCAGAACUUGCUUUUCUAAGUCGUUAUAAAUAGAUAAAGAAACAAAA